Molecule: messenger RNA, 1155 nt
Organism: Purpureocillium lilacinum
Lineage: Eukaryota; Fungi; Ascomycota; Sordariomycetes; Hypocreales; Ophiocordycipitaceae
Cellular component (GO): cytoplasm
Molecular function (GO): phosphatase activity
Source: RefSeq, a predicted model, not a curated record
AUGAAGGCCACCACGCUCACCGCGCUGGGCCUCGCCGCGUCCGGUGCCUCGGCGCGCUGGCACGAGGCCGACGGCGCCACGAUCCGGUACUCGACGGUCUCGGGCUACUUUUUGCAGGACGAGCCGACGACGAACCCCAGCGGCUUCGACUACGCGGCGUGGAACUUUGGGCUGCUCAACCGCACGUAUCCCACUGACGGCUGGGGCCAUCACCAACCGAGCUCGGGCUCGGUCGCAUCAACGCAGUGGCAGCGCUUCGCCCGCUGGGUCGACUACCUCAACAGCAACUGCCGCAACGACGGGCGCACGCGGUACAAGGUGCUCGUCAUGGGCCGCCACGGGCAGGGCUGGCACAACGUGGCCGAGACGUACUACGGCACGCCGGCGUGGAAUUGCUACUGGGCAGAGCUCGAUGGCAACGGCACCGCGACCUGGGCCGACCCGCUGCUCACCGCGCAGGGCGCCGCCGAGGCCAGCCGCGCCAACGCCUACUUCGCCAGCCGGCUGCGCGACCACGGCAUGCCGGCCUUCGACUCGUACUACUCGUCGCCGCUCAAGCGGUGCAUCCAAACCGCCGACGGGACCUUUUCGUCGCUGCACCUCCCCGCGGGCAAGCCCUUCCGGCCGACCAUCAAGGAGCUGUUCCGCGAGGGCAUCAGCAUCCACACGUGCGACCGGCGCAGCACGCGGCGCGAGAUCCGCGCCUUCGCGCCCGCCAGCUUCCGCUUCGAGGAGGGCUUCACCGAGGAGGACGAGCUGUGGCAGGGCGCGCAGAGCAAGGGCGAGACGGAGGCCCACGAGCAGGCGCGCAGCAAGACGGUGCUGGACGACGUGUUUGCGCACGACGACGGCACGUGGCUCAGCGUGACGAGCCACAGCGGCGAGAUCAGGUCGCUGCUGGCGGUGCUGGGCCAUCGCGAGUUCGGGCUCGGCACGGGCCAGAUCAUCCCCGUGCUGGUGCGCGCCGAGGCCGUCAGGGGUGGUGGUGGGAGCCCGCCGCCGGGGACGACGACGGCGCCCGGGUUCACGUUUGAGGCGACGUGCACGGCGCCGCCGGUGACGAGCAUCGCGGGCCAGGGCUGCGUGUGCUCGACGACGGGCGGGGUGCCGGCGCUGGCGAGCGCGACGCCGACGCCAUCGCUGAGGCAGAUGUGA